Molecule: messenger RNA, 3944 nt
Organism: Patella vulgata (common limpet)
Lineage: Eukaryota; Metazoa; Mollusca; Gastropoda; Patellidae
Product: coiled-coil domain-containing protein 60
Exons: 19
Coding region: 255-2645 (796 amino acids)
Source: RefSeq, a predicted model, not a curated record
CACUUUUGGCUGUUAAUGAUCAAGGGAAGAGUAAAUUAGAUUUAUAUUAUGGACUUUCAGAUUGUAAUGGGAUAGAUACAUUAUGAGGUAAAGAUACGUUUGAUCGUAGAGGAAUAGAGAUCUGUGUGAGAAGAGGAUAAUAUUAGAAGAUAACGGUUUUUAAGAACAUAACUCUUAUUACUUGGUGGAAAAGAAAUGUCGUUGAGUAACUUAUUAUUUUAAAGGUCAAGAAAUAAAAACAAGCGAUAAGAAAGAUGCCUACCAAAGAUCCACGAUCUUAUAUACAGAGAGUAGCGCUACCGAUAUCUCCACAGAAGGGUUUAAAGAUUCAAGCCAGAUGUUCUACAGUUUAUAACCCUGUCACACCAACACGAGAAGUUGUGCGUAAAGUCAACUACAGACGUCGACAAGAACAACUCCACACACAGGGUUUUAAUGCAUUAAAUCAUAAACCUUAUAAGGGAAUAGGGGAUCCAUUUUAUUUAGACGAGAAACGGUUGGUGCUGAGUGCUCUUGGACAGCUUGAUGAUUCAGAUGAUUUUUACUCAACAAGUAGUUCAGAUGAAGAUGAAACACAUCAGCGUUCCACUAUUUCUACGCCUUAUAAUAGGAAUACUGCUGCCAAGUUUAUGCUAAGAAGAAAAAGAAAAGAUUUAAACAAUUUAAACAAAGAAGUCAGCCAUGGCAGGAGUUUAAUACGUAAUGUAAAGUUGGGUCAUGGUUUAUUCGAUCUCAUUAAACAGGAACGAACAGCUAAGAAAGCAGCCAUUGCUAAAGCAUAUCGAGAGAAGGUAGAAGAAGCUAAAAAUGCUUGGCAACCGCCAAAAUCUGACAGUUCAGAUGAAUCGGAUGAUGCAAUUCCACAUGAUGUUGAACUUGACAGUAGUUAUUAUUCUGGUGAUGAGAGAGACAGUAUAUUUCUAACACAACCUAAAGAUCACAAAGGUGUGGCUUUCUCCAGUGAUGGGGGUUCAAGACCAAGUAGUUCACGUUCAACACCUCGAAAAAAGAAGAAAAAUAUUCCUCCACGUCCCUUCACACCAAAAUACACUAGUUUAUCGGAGGUCACAGAUCAUACGCAAGAUUUUGAGACAAAUUUAAACAGCAGUAGAUCUCCUACUAGGGAUGCAUCACCCGAGUCACUGCCUGUCGUGCCAGUCGUUUCGGCCAAUACUUCUAUUGUCAGUGCUGACUGUAAAAAUCCUUCAUAUGAUGUCUCCAGAGAUUCACUGUUUCGUCAGCUAUGUGUAUUAAACUGGAUAUUAGAAGCUAUGAAUUUAGAUCAGGGAUAUUCAAUGUGUCCAAUAACAACUUGCUGGAAACUUACAAAAAGUGAUAUUGGUGGUAGUAAAAUAUCAACUAAAAAACUACAGAAAGAAAAAACAACAGAAACUAAUUGGAACCAUUUUGUGACAAAUACGGGUGUUCAUUCUAGGAUGAAUAAAAGAUCAAGUGGACAGAGAUUAAGUCGACAGUUUACAAGCAGACGUGUAUUUUUACGUACUUCUGUUCAAUCAUCAGUUAGUCCUAGUAACAGUGUAACACAACUUAAUGUCAAUUCCUUGUCCAAUCAGCUUCAUCCAGGGGGCACUAUUCCAGAAGAUUCAUCUGUAUCUCCUGUACAGGAACCACCAGAAGAAGAAGAAACAGCUUAUAGCAGAAUGGGAUCAACAGGUAUAUUUAAGUUUUUAGAUGAAUAUUACGCUACUUUAAAACCAGAGACUGACGGUCCAGAUAAAACAGACGACACUACUUCCGAACGACAUAAACGAGAAAAACGAGCAAGUAUAUCAGAUGGUAAAUCAUCGAGAAAAUCCCACAGAAAAAGUUCUAAACAAGAACGAAGAGAAUCACGAGUUCAGUCAGCUCGUACCAACUCUACAGAUGACAGACUUCCUUCUCGUGGGUCAAGCACUAACUCUAGAAUUAUCAGACCUAAAAGUUCUCCAGGUUUGAUAGAAUAUCAAGCAACGUUACCUAGCAAUAAAUACUCCACACUGUCAACAGAUUUCCGACUUAAGUUUGAAGAGAUCCAGGAAGAUAAGGCAUUGACCUUACAUGAACUUUUACAGCAAUUAGAUAGAGAAAGGUUAGGAAAAUGUCAGAACAAGUUUUCUGCCAUGAGACCCAAGAGCAGUAUCGUACAUCGUGCUUUAGAUGAGAUGAGAGAAGAGGGAAGUAAACUUAUGACACAAUCGGCACAACAACUUCGUAAAAAAUCAUCUUUUAAGGGAAACUGGUUUACAGAUUUACAAGAUUGUAUACCUAAAGAACUACGAGAACUAUGGUAUUACAGUCUUGUCCUUGGCAAACUUGCAAAACAUGGUCUGAUUGAAAGUUCCAGUAAACUGAGUGUUUAUCAAUUUAUUAAAGUACUUGGUGAACUCCGUGAUUGGGAAAUCUGUAGUCCUGAUAUUACAGCAGCUAUUGAAUUUUGUCGAGAAAAAAUUGUCGACAUGACAGUUGAAGAUUUUGAAGAAUGGUUUCAUCAGCAAUUUCCUACCGUAUGGAGACCACCAACAGUUAUACCAACUAAAACUAAAGAUAAAAAGGAUCCAGAGUUCCGAUCUACACCACAGUCACAAACAUCCCGACCUACAACUACAGCAGCAACACCAAUAACAAUUAAUUAUUCCACACAUUAGUCUUUAGUUAGGGGUCUGGUUUUCUAUAAUAUUUAUCAUUCUUUCUUGUGAUCAAUAAAAUCUCAGAAAAUGGGUUCAGACAAGUGUUGCAUACCACUAGGUGAUAAUUGUACUCCAAAUGGCAGUAUGUUUAGAUUGCAGAUGUAGCCACUGAAAUAGAAAUCAUAAUGACAAAAGUUUUCUGCUUUAUUCUAUUUUUUUCUGUAGUUUGAAUAUGUUUUCUAAUCAAAUUUUGUUUAUUUAGACUGUCGACUGUCAAGGAACUAUAUUGGGUGGUUCAACAUACAUGACAUACUAAACAUUAUUUUAAUUUUAUUGCUAGACAACAAAGCUGCUGGUGAGCAUAUUAAUGGUGUUGGCAACUACAUAUUUAGCAUCUCAUAAAAAUAACUGUGAUAUUUUUCUAUAUGUUGAUGAUUGAUAAUGAAAUCGACAAAAGCAUUCAUUCAUGAUCAUUUAUUAAAACUUUGAAGAUCUCCUUGAAUUUUAUCGUAGGCCUUCUAUUAAAAAUUAUUAUGUUUAUGUUCACCUCCUAAACUGAUCUGAAAUUAAUAUACAUUUAUGUACCUCAUGUCAUUAAUUAAUCCUUUAAAACGAUCUGAAAUUAAUAUUUACAUACUUAUGCAAAUUCCAAAAAUAUUCUUAUUUAUUUAUGCAAUUUCCUUAUAUAAUAUUAAGAUAAUAUUCAUUUAUGUAAAUUCUUAAAAUGAUCUGAAAUUUAAACUUAUACUUUUAGCCAUGUAGAUUUUUAAAAUGAUCUGAAACUAAUAUUUUUUUUUUUGUACACUAUAUCACUAUUUAAUUAAUUUUAAUUGGACUAUAUUUUAUCAUGAUCCUCAUAUAAAUAAUCUAGAAUUAUUAUUUAUUUAUCAUACCAUUUAUUUUUUCAUAAAAUGAUCUGAAAUUCAUAUUUCAUUAUGUACAGAUAUUAUAUUUUUCAAUUUCAUGUUAUUAUCAGUUUUACUUAUACAAAAAAAAUAGAUAUACACAGUAUCUGUAAAAAUUUUAUUAUAUUGUUAUAUUUCUAUUAUUUUGUAAAAUAUAAUUUGUUGGGAAUUAAAUUAUAUUAUUAUAGCUAUAUUUUUAAAAAUCUGACUGGUUCUCUCUUUUUUUAAAUUAGUGGGUAUGAUUUGUAUGAAUUAAUGGGUAUCUUUGAAAAUUAUAUGGUGUGCUAGGGGUGGCAUUCUCCAAAGUACACAUAAUGUUUAUUAAUCAAAUCUAAAUUUUACACAUGUAUAUUAUUAUUAAUAUAUGCAAUUGUUAGUUAUUAUUAUAUAUAAUAAAAAGACUAAAUUCAUA